AUGGAAGAGAUUAACCAUUUUAGUCAUAAAAGCCAUCCAUUAAAGCUCCUUGACCCUGAGAAGAUUGUAGGUGCUAGUGUCAAUGGUGGUGAGGAGAAAUCAAGGUUGAUUGGUUGUUAUGCAUGUGAAAAACCCAUAUCAAAUGGUUUUGCAUAUGCUUGCAUCCAAUGUCGUUACUUUCUACAUAAAUCAUGUGCACAACUUCCACUCACUAUCAACGACCCUUCCUUAUAUCAUCAUCAAUUAACACUUACUGAUUUGAAAGAUCUAGAUUCCAGAUAUUGGAAAUGUGCGGUGUGUUGUAUUCGAAAGAAAUCUAGGGUGUUUUCAUAUACUUUUAAAAACGAUGAUUUAUACAUCUUUGGAGUUUGCAUUGAUUGUUGUGUUGUUAGGAUUGCUCGCAAGGCUAAAGCAAAUGCUAUCAAGGAGGAGGCAAAGAUGAAGGUUCAACACGAAGGCCAUCCACAACACACUUUAACCCUACAGUUAAGACCUGCUGCAUUCCGGUGUGAUGCUUGCAAUUCUAUGGAUGAAGGCUUAUUCUUCCAAUGUGAUAGUUGCGACUUUUGGAUCCAUAAAACUUGUGCUUCCUUAGUACCUAUCAUCCACCUACCCCAUCAUCCCGAUCACGAACUUGUUCUCCGACCUUCUAGUACUAAAAGAGAUGUCUCAACUAGUACUUCUUUUGUUGAUGAAGAUGCAGAAGAUUUGCUUGAAUUUCCCAUGUUAGAGGCAUUCAUGGAUCCAUUAAAACUGCUACAUUUGGAUAAGACAUGUAUACAUGAUGAUAAGACUGAAGAGAUUAAACAUUGGAGCCAUCAUCAUCCAUUAAUCCUUAAUAAUGUUCAUCAAUUUAACAUGUAUGGUAUGAUCUCUAGUAAUCCACUAGAGGUAUGUCACGGGUGUGUACAACCCCUCUCCCUUCCAUACUAUACUUGCAAAGAUGGAUGUUCAUUCACUUUCCAUAAAUAUUGCACCGAGUUACCACUCAAAUUACAACAUCCACUUCACUCGGAUCAUUCGCUUGACUUGAUAAACUUGUCGGGACACAGUAUAAGCUAUAAAUGCAUUGGUUGUUUUACCUUGAUGCCAACUGCGCAUUUUUACCCAAAACCAUCAAACACAAAUCCCACAAGCAUCCUCUUAUCCAUGUUAUAG
Molecule: messenger RNA, 1158 nt
Organism: Lactuca saligna
Lineage: Eukaryota; Viridiplantae; Streptophyta; Magnoliopsida; Asterales; Asteraceae
Source: the annotation of a GenBank genome assembly